AUGCGCCCCUCACGGAUCAAUUCGAUCGGGGUAAAUGCCGAACAAGACAUUUUCACUGUUGCUACGGAUCAAGGAAUACGGUUAUUUAACGUCAGCCCGUUGACGUUGCUUUCUGGAAUACCUAAGGAGCUUGUCGGGUCUGUCGGAGCAUGCGCCAUCCUUCACAAAUCCAACCUGGUCCUCUUCUCUGGAGCCCCAGGCUCAAAAUUCCCACCGAAUACGGUUUACGUUUGGGAUGACAAGGCGAAAAAGCUCGUUUUGGAGGUGACAGUGCCAGCUGGUCAAAUCCUAAAUAUCCUCGCUUCAUACACCCAUCUCGUCAUCGUACAACCACGGAAAUUGCAUAUAUUCCAAUUCCCAAAUCCAUGUAAAUUACUGCGAACUGAAGAAGUUGCCUUUCAUCAGAAAGCCAUCUGCACGUUAAGCCCAGAUAUCCUGAAUCCCUGUCUGGCUUUUACGGGUUCAAGCAUUGGCACGGUUCAAAUAAUGAGCCUGGAAAAGGUCUCGACCAGCUCCUCGCAGCAUUCAAAAAACAUCAAUGCUCACAAAAAUGAAAUUGCUCAAAUGGCGAUGAAUAAACAAGGAACACUGCUGGCCACUGGUUCAGUUAAAGGGACUGUGAUCCGGAUAUUCGGAACUAGGACUUGCCAGCCAAUGUGGGAAUUCAGAAGAGGAACGGAUCCGGCAGGACUGUAUUGUAUGCAGUUUUCUCCGUGCUCCACCUUCCUGGCCGUCUCCUCCGACAAGGGCACAAUUCACAUCUUCUCAUGCAGAGAUUCGAAAAAGGAAGUCGUUGCCCCAAAGAAAACUAUUCUACAACAGUUUAUGCCAUCCGAGCAGCGAAGCAUCGCCCAAAUUAGCCUAGAAUCACGCGUUCUCGCGCUAGCUUUCGUGCCGGAGACGAAAACCCGGUUCCAGUCCAUUGUUGCAUUGUGUACGGAGGGCACCUAUCACCGGUUUUCCUUCGACAUCGAGGGCUAUACAAACCGUGAAGGCUUCGACUACUACAUGCAACUAGGAGACGAAGAGGAAUUCUGGUCACAACCUUUC
Mesorhabditis spiculigera is the source of this 1050-nucleotide messenger RNA. The record is from the annotation of a GenBank genome assembly. Lineage: Eukaryota; Metazoa; Nematoda; Chromadorea; Rhabditida; Rhabditidae.